CCAGUCAAAACAGGUCGAUACUAUUGGAUCGAUGCCUAAAUUCGCCCUGCUUACUGCCUCUACUGCAUACAGUAUGAGGAAAGCAAAGAGUGAGAUCGGGGGUUGGACCCCGGACGACCCUUCCUGUCUGGUAGAACAGUUCUCUCCUGACUACAAUGAGUGGAAAACAGCAGCAUGCAUGGUUAAUCGUCGUGGCAAUGUGGCUGUAGGCUCACUGGAUGGCCAGAUCUACACCGUGGGUGGGGAAGAUAAUGUCCGCUGCAACAGCAAUGUGGAGAGGUACAACCCAGACACAGACAGCUGGAGUGCAGAUGUAGCACCCUUGAGCAGCCCACGCAGCGGAGUAUGUCUGGUGGCAAUGGAUGGAUACCUGUAUGCUGUUGGAGGACAUGAUGGCAUUACUGCCAUGAACACUGUGGAGAGGUACGAUCCGAAAAUGAACAUGUGGAGCAAGCAGGCAGCGAUGCUGACCAGACGCACCAGAGCAGCGGCUGCUGUGCUGGAGGGUCACCUGUAUGUGAUUGGAGGGAAUGAUGGGGAUAUGGCACUAAGCUCAGUGGAGCGUUACAACCCUGUAGACGGUACUUGGUCGAUAUGCGCCCACAUGCUGAGUCCAAGGGAGAAUGCUGGCUGCACUGUGUACCUGGGACACAUCUAUGUGGCUGGGGGCAAAGACGAGCUCAGCCUGGAGCUCUGUGCUGUCGAGCGAUUUAACCCAGACACCAUGAGGUGGACUCCUGUCAAACGGUUGAGGAGCAAGAGGGACAAUAUGUCCCUUGUUGUCUUCAGUGGAGCCUUGCUGGCUGUGGGAGGCUCCAAUGGUCUCACCACUCUGAAAACAAUAGAAGUGUACUGUCAUGAAACCAACUCAUGGAGACACUUUGGAAGCAUGAAGAGCAAGCAUCCAGGAGGGAAAGUGGCUGUGCUGUGCUGAGGCUCAACAAUGUUCGCAUUAUAUGAACAGGACAGAGGUGUUGGAGAGAUAUAGUCUAAUGGAUGUGCGCCAGCGUCCAGGACGCAUUGUGAUAUGUUCAAGUAAGGCAGAGUAAUGACUGAAUAAUUGAAGAGUUCACUCCAAAAUGAGACAGCGCUGUAUUAGUCAACGCUGGUAACUGCUGCUGCAAAAAUGACUGCGAGCAUUAAAUUAAAGCACAUUAUAGGCUACUGGGUUACCAUUAAAGUUGCGGGUCCUUUUAUGUCUCCGGCUUAAAAAACAGAUCUCUUUUAUAGAGAUGAGUCAGUGGCAAAUACAUUUCAGCUUGGAUUUUUUUUCCCCCUCCGAACGGGUGUGUGAGUCUGAUACUGACAGAUUUAUUUGAUUUGGGAGAAAAUCAAAUAAAGAUAUGUAAGUCAGUCGUAAUGUCAUUAACAAAAACACAUAACAUAAACAACCCAGAGCCAACCUAGAGAACAGAUAUUGGCUUAUCACAGAUAAACUGGUAUUGGUAUCAGUGUGUGAUGUAGGGGUUGACCGAUAUGGCUAUUUCAGGGCUUAUAUUGAUACCGAUUAUUAGAAAUCAGGGAGAAUGAAAAUCGAUAUUAGGGACAGUUUAUUCAAUUACUGCUCUUAAGUACAAUUUCUUGGACUUUACUUGAGUACUUUGAUUUUCUGCUACUUUAUUCUUCCUCUCUACAUUUAUUUGAAAUAUUUAGUUACUAGUUACUCUGCAGAAUUACAUUAUAAUGUGUUUAUAGGCUAUCAAUUGUGGAAUGUUACCAAUCAGAUAUUGCUGUGGGCGGGACAUUGCGUGAGAGGAUGCUGCAUCAGAGCCAGAGUAGCACAUUCUUAAACCACUUUCUUUAAUCAGCAACAGAAAAAUCACAUAUACCAAUGAUUGGAUAAAUGCUAAUAUGACAGUCAGCCAACACCUCAUAUGUUGUUCAUUGUUACAGAGAGGGAGAUUGCAGAAUAAUAUACAUGGAGUAACGUAUCAAUUCAAGGUUAUUGAUCAAAGGUUAUGUCAUUUUUGGACAGUAACAUUAAUUGUUACCCUGAAAAAAAAUUCUAUACAUAUCUCAUCUUUGUGUUUAAUGACUGCAUUUGAGGGACCAUUGCAAGAACUGUGUUUCUGCAUAUAGUCUUUGUAUUUAGCAAUAUCGAUAUCAAUAUAUUGGUCCCCAAAUUGCCAGUAUCGGUUGGGCUCUAUAACAAUCUUGAUACCUUUGAUUUUUUUGUUUUGUUUGAUUUUUAGUUUCCAUAGACAAAAAAAAGGUCUAAAAGGUUACAAAUGGAUUGGACAGGUAUGUGCCAAACAAGAUGGAGGUGAAAUAAAGCAGGUGUUUGGUUGAAGAAGGAUUUGCAGGUGACAAAAUACUUUCGUAUCUUAAGAUGGAAGUUGUAACCUAAAACUUGAUGUAUGGCACAAAGGAUGCUUUGAAGGUGAGAACCUUAGGUGGUUGUUGGAUGUGGAGAAAGUGUACUGAAUGUUUUCACAGUAACAAUGAUAUGGUCUGGAGAAUUGAUAAUGAUAAUGAUAAAGAUAGUUAUGUGUUUGAUUUCUCAUGAGUUUUUCUGAAUUGCUUCAAUCCACUGGAAACAUCUUCAAAUACAUUUUUUUCUUUGAAAUGUUAUCAGUCAUUUUAUGUGUACAUUGGCUUAUGUGAAUAUCUGCUAUGCCUUGUAAAUAACCCCUCAGCACAGACUGUAAACACAAUCUCUCCGUCAUGUUUCGUUAUUCAGCUUGUGUAAAUACCCAGCAAUCAAU
Acanthopagrus latus (yellowfin seabream) is the source of this 2705-nucleotide messenger RNA. RefSeq names its product kelch-like protein 20. The record is from RefSeq and is a predicted model, not a curated record. Gene Ontology annotation, molecular function: protein binding. Lineage: Eukaryota; Metazoa; Chordata; Actinopteri; Spariformes; Sparidae. Bases 32 to 934 code for a protein of 300 amino acids. The transcript is spliced from 7 exons.